AUGCCUCCAACCCACCCCAUACACCCCCAACAGCCUCCAACCCACCCCAUACACCCCCAACAGCCUCCAACCCACCCCCAACAGCCUCCAACCCACCCCCAACAGCCUCCAACCCACCCCAUACAGCCCCAACAGCCUCCAACCCACCCCAUACACCCCCAACAGCCUCCAACCCACCCCAUACACCCCCAACAGCCUCCAACCCACCCCAUACACCCCCAACAGCCUCCAACCCACCCCCCAACAGCCUCCAACCCACCCCAUACACCCCCAACAGCCUCCAACCCACCCCAUACACCCCCCAACAGCCUCCAACCCACCCCAUACACCCCCAACAGCCUCCAACCCACCCCAUACACCCCCAACAGCCUCCAACCCACCCCAUACACCCCCAACAGCCUCCAACCCACCCCAUACACCCCCAACAGCCUCCAACCCACCCCAUACACCCCCAACAGCCUCCAACCCACCCCAUACACCCCCAACAGCCUCCAACCCACCCCAUACACCCCCAACAGCCUCCAACCCACCCCAUACACCCCCAACAGCCUCCAACCCGCCCCACACACACCCAACAGCCUCCAACCCGCCCCAUACAGACCCAACAGCCUCCAACCCGCCCCAUACACCCCCAACAGCCUCCAACCCACCCCAUACACCCCCAACAGCCUCCAACCCACCUCAUACACCCCCAACAGCCUCCAACCUGCCCCACACACCCCUGACAGCAGUCUCUGUCUGCUACUGGUAUUUAGGCCACCAGGGGGGUCAGGUCAGUUCUAUGAGUGUUCUUCAGGCCUCUACUAUCAAACCUACAGACGGUCACGCAGAGCUGGGGACAUGCGGAGCUGGGGACACGCGGAGCUGGGGACACGCGGAGCUGGGGACACGCGGAUCUGGGGACACGCGGAGCAAGGGACUCGCAGAGCUAAGGACACGGGAGAUUAA
Molecule: messenger RNA, 948 nt
Organism: Salmo salar (Atlantic salmon)
Lineage: Eukaryota; Metazoa; Chordata; Actinopteri; Salmoniformes; Salmonidae
Source: RefSeq, a predicted model, not a curated record